AUGAACACUGAAGGACAUUAUGAAAUUGUGCAGCAUGUUAUAAAACACAAUCAUCCACUUACUAGAGAACCAUUAAAUUACCUUCAUAGAUCUGAGCGUCAGAUGAGUGAUCCAAAGAAACAAACCAUACAAGCUAUGCAAGAGUGUGGACUGAGGCCGAUAGAUUCAUUUAGAUAUAUGAGUACAGAAGCAGGUGGUGAAGAUGUAUUGGGUCAUUCCAUGAAGGACCACUUCAACUGCUGUUAUAAACUCAAAAUAAAACCAAUUGAGGGAAAGGAUUCACAAAAAGUUGUUGAUAACCUUUAUGAGCAGAUGCAAACAGAUAGUAACUUCUUCUUUAGAGUAAGAUUGAAUGAUGAAGGAAAGGUUUGCUGCUUGUUUUGGAGAGACUCUAUGAUGCUUGAGGACUAUACAAUCUUUGGAGAUGUUAUGGUUUUUGAUACUACAUAUAGGACAAACAAGUAUAAUCUUAUUUGUGCACCAUUUGUAGGAAUUAAUAACCAUUGGAAAAACACAAUGUUUGCAUGUGCAUUUCUUGCAGAUGAGACAAUACCAUCAUUUGAAUGGCUUUUUGAAACAUUCAAGAAGUCAAUGAAAGGCUUUCCCAACCUCAAGACACAGCUAUGUUUAUGGCAUUUGAGUCAAAAUGCAAAUCAACAAUUUGGAUUGAUGAAAGCUGAUAAGGAAUUCAAGAACAUUUUUCACAAGUGUCUUAGUGGUUGCAUUACAACAACAGAAUUUGAACAAACUUGGACCACAAUGACAACAAAAUACAAACUAGAAGAUGAUCGCUGGUUCAACAGAUUGUAUAGUUUGAAAGAAAAAUGGUGUACAACAUUUAGCAAAGACUUCUUCUCUGCUGGAAUACUAUCUUCACAGAGAAGUGAAAGCGCAAACCAUGCUAUUGGGUUUAAGGCAAGCAAAACCACUAGCUUAAGUGACUUCUUUUCAAUAUUCCAACAGACAGUAAUAAGAGAUUUUGAGGAUGAAUUCAAACAUGCAAUGGCAAGUGCAAUUGAACUAGUUGGUACACAAGGGAACACUCUGACAUACAGAGUUUUCCUCAAUGGCAUUGAUGGUUCUUCUCAACAAGUCUCAUUCAAUUACCCAGAGAUGACAAUUGAGUGUGGAUGCAGAAAUUUUCAAGAAUCAGAACCAGCUAGAGCAGUGAUAGAGGAAUAUUUCAAGAAAACAAAUUCAAGAGUUGAAGAAUUAAUAAAGAUAGAAGAAGCAAAAGCAUCAGCAGAAAAAGCUAAAGCUCAUGAGAAAGCAUUACAAGAAGCAGCUGCAGCAUUACAAGCUAAUGAGAGUCAAGAAAACAACGCACAAGAAUCACCAUCAAUACCAACAGUCUUGGAUCCAGAUAGAGCAGUCACAAAAGGAAGAGACAACAAGCAAACAAAGGGACACUAUGAUUUAUACAAGAAGGCCUCAAAAAAAGGGAAAAAAAGACACAAGGAGUUUGGAAGUAUAACUCCAAAAGAACAUCUGUUCUAA
Molecule: messenger RNA, 1497 nt
Organism: Beta vulgaris subsp. vulgaris (sugar beet)
Lineage: Eukaryota; Viridiplantae; Streptophyta; Magnoliopsida; Caryophyllales; Amaranthaceae
Product: protein FAR1-RELATED SEQUENCE 5-like
Exons: 4
Coding region: 1-1497 (498 amino acids)
Biological process (GO): regulation of DNA-templated transcription
Source: RefSeq, a predicted model, not a curated record